CCAGUAUGAAAGGAAAAGUGGGACUGGAGCAGUGACGUUACACGCUGCUGGAGAGAAGGAGGGAGGACGAGAGGCGGCCGGACUCCAUUAAGCUCACAGCCUGCGGGGGGAAAGCUUUUUUUUUCGUGUAAGGGGGGGAAGAUACUUCACUUCUCCCGGGCGACUUCUUCGGGGUGGAAUUUCUUUGCGUUUCCAUCGUCCACGGAAGACGGUCUACAUGGUUUGAAGAAGGAGUGGACGCGGGGGGCGACUUGUUUUGUACCGUGUAGUCGACUCUUUUUUUUUUUUUUUUACUGUUUUCUUUUCCGUCUUUUGUGAAGGAUGGCGCUGGACGGGAUCCGGAUGCCCGAUGGUUGCUACGCCGACGGGACGUGGGAGCUGAAGAUGCACGUCACCGACCUCCACAGGGACGUGUCGCUGAGGGUGACUGGGGAAAUCCACAUCGGCGGAGUCAUGCUCAAGCUCGUGGAGAAACUAGACGUGAAGAAGGACUGGUCCGACCACGCGCUGUGGUGGGAGAAGAAGAAGACGUGGCUGUUGAAGACCCACUGGACGUUGGACAAGUACGGCAUCCAAGCCGACGCCAGGCUGCUUUUCACGCCGCAGCACAAGCUGCUGCGCCUGCAGCUGCCCAACAUGAAGCACAUGAAGGUCAAGGUCAACUUCUCGGACCGCGUCUUCAAGGCCGUCUCCGACAUCUGCAAGACCUUCAAUAUCCGCCACCCAGAGGAGCUGUCUCUGCUGCGUAAGCCCCGUGAUCCCAAGAAGAAGAAGAAAAAGUUGGAGGAGGCGGAGGAGGACGAUCUGGAGCUGCAGGGUCCGCUGUUGACCCCUGGAUCAGCCUCUGAGGUAAUUUACAUCGGUCCAGUCAAAGGGAGCAUUUACUCCAGUCCCGGCUUGUACAGUAAGACGAUGACCCCUACCUAUGACUCCAGAGAUGGAAGCCCCCUGUCACCCACCACUGCCUGGUUUGGGGACAGCCCACUCUCCGAGGGCAACCCCAGCAUCCUCGCCGUCAGCCAGCCAAUUUCCUCUCCGGACAUCUUGGUCAAACUCUACAAGCCCCAGUCCCUGCUGGACAAAGCCAAGAUCAACCAGGGGUGGUUGGACUCAUCCAGGUCUCUGAUGGAGCAGGAUGUAAAGGAGAAUGAGGUGCUGCUGCUGAGGUUUAAAUACCACAGUUUCUUUGACCUCAACCCUAAGUAUGAUGCCAUCCGAGUCAACCAGCUCUACGAACAGUCCAAGUGGGCCAUCCUGCUGGAAGAAAUUGAGUGCACGGAGGAGGAAAUGAUGAUGUUUGCCGCCCUGCAGUACCACAUCAACAAGCUCUCCAUCAUGUCUUCAGACAACCACAUGAACAACAGUGAGAAAGAGGUGGAUGAGGUGGACGCCGCCCUGUCAGACCUGGAAAUUACUUUGGAGGGAGGAAAGACGUCUAACUCACUGGGUGACAUCACGUCUAUUCCCGAGCUAGCGGAUUAUGUCAAAGUCUUUAAACCCAAGAAACUGACACUGAAGGGCUAUAAGCAGUACUGGUGCACAUUCAAGGAUAUCACAAUUUCCUGUUACAAGAGUAAAGAAGAGGCACAUGGGACACCAGCGCACCAAAUGAAUCUUAGAGGUUGUGAGGUAACUCCAGAUGUCAACAUCUCUGGGCAGAAAUUCAACAUCAAGUUGCUAAUCCCAGUGGCCGAUGGCAUGAAUGAGAUCUGGCUUCGGUGUGACAUGGAGAAGCAGUACGCCCACUGGAUGGCCGCGUGUCGCCUGGCCUCCAAAGGGAAGACCAUGGCCGACAGCUCGUACAACCUGGAGGUCCAGAACAUUCUGUCCUUCCUCAAGAUGCAGCACAUGAACCCUGACCCUCAGUUCAUUGAGCCAAUCACCACCGAUAUCAACCCAGAAUGCCUGGUGUCCCCGCGCUAUCUGAAGAAGUACAAAAACAAGCAGCCAGGCUCUAUCAGGGACAUGAUUUCAGCUCGGAUCCUUGAAGCCCACCAAAAUGUGGCUCAGAUGAGCCUCAUCGAGGCCAAGAUGCGCUUCAUCCAGGCGUGGCAGUCGCUGCCCGAGUUCGGAAUCACUCAUUUCCUCGCAAAGUUUCAGGGUGGAAAGCGGGACGAACUGAUUGGCAUCACUUACAACCGUCUGAUCCGGAUGGACGCGAGCACUGGAGAUGCAAUCAAGACCUGGCGCUUCAGCAACAUGAAACAGUGGAACGUCAACUGGGAGAUCAAGAUGGUGAAGGUGGAAUUCGCCGACGAGCCCUGCCUGUCUUUCAUCUGCGCCGAGGUGGACUGCAAAGUGGUCCACGAGUUCAUCGGCGGCUACAUCUUCCUGUCCACGCGGGCCAAGGACCAGAACGAGUCUCUGGAUGAGGAGAUGUUCUACAAGCUGACCAGCGGGUGGAUCUGAGCUGCCCAGAACCGCCAGGGGGGCGUUUGUAGGUCGGGCGCCAGGAGGGGAGGGGCUGGGGCACCGCGCGCGUGGCCUUUUAUUUUAUUCUCCGUCUUGUUUGAUUGUUGUGCCGAAGAGUCCAGAGCAGCGCUGUAAUCACAAUAGCUCGCAGCCUUUCCAUUGUUGACGCUGACCAGGUCCUUUUUUUUUUUUUUUUUUUUAUAACGCUGAUGUUCUGGUGAAUGCAGCAAAUCUUCACACGCACCUGAACCGGGGAAGUUCCUCUGUUCUCCUUCGUCCAUCUGCCUUCCUCUCCUCCUGGAAUUGAUGACCAUCAACUAACGUCCACGACACCCUCUUUUUAAAACCAAUCAAACACCACACGUAAUCCCAAAGAAUCCCCCCUGCCCUCCUUUUUGCUCUUUCUCUCACUUCUUUUCCCUCCUUCCUUCUUCUCUUCGGUGUCACUGAUACUUACAGCUAUAUUUAAUUAUUUAUCCUAAGAGACGGACUUGGUGGGAGAGUCUGAUCAUGAGGCCAUCUGUGAGGAGCAGAGGCUACUGAGCACUACGUGUCCAUCCUGUUCAAUCACAUGUAAGCACUUCUUCAGUAUACGGUCCUGUUAACAAAUAAGCUGUCGUUAAAUGUCUUUUUGCUUUGGGCGUGCGUUGUCUUUGCUUCAGAGCCAUUGUCGGGUCUGGUCGUUGUAUUGGCCGACAGGAGUUUUGUUUUGUAUUUAAUAGGCUGUUUAUUGUGAGCAUGUCUGGAAAAACACUACAGUGUCUUGUGGGUGAGAAAAUCUGUUCCAACUGAUUUGUAACAAACCAAAAAGAAAGUCAUCUUUAAUAAGUCAUCAGCUCAAGUGUUCAGCGUAUCUGAUGUUACUUGAAAACAAGUUUUUAAUCAAAACGUUUGGGGUUGGUAUGUUGAAGGAGGAUAACUAAUGAUCAUGUGUAUUUAAAUUAUCUCAGUUCCUUGUUAUCACAAAUGUUUGAAGACUGAACAUAGCUCGCUCUAUGACUCUAUGACUAGAUAACCUGCCGAGACGCAUUGACGAUUUACUCAACAUCUUUGUUCAUUGCUGCUGUUUUGAACGUGCCGAGAAGUUGCUAAAAUCGCAACAGAUUUUUUUUUUAAUAUAAACAAAAAAAAACGAUAAUUGCUAAGUACACUACGCAACAUAAAGAAUCCUCGUACAAUCUUUUAACUUUAUUCUUGUUUCCCACACCAUAUAGUAUUAUUAUAAUUAUAUCAUUACACACCAGCAAAAGGUCACAGUUUGAAGAAUGAAUAUGCAACGUUUUUUUGUCCUUCUGUCCUCAGUGUGAAGGAUCAGUAAAUGAAGUAUUAUUUUUUGUAACUAAUGUAAAAACACAAACGUUUUAUAGAAAUGUACAGUUUUUUUCUGCUUUUUGGGGUGUUAGGAAGUUUUUCCUUUCAGAAAAGAGGGGGGAAGCCAUCUGUCAACACGUGUAUUAUUCAGAAUUGUGCCUGCUUAUGUUGUGUCCUUACUGAGUAUUCCUAUGAAUAUAAGUAUGAAGAUAUAUGAAGAUAACACUACAGUCUCAAACUCCAGGUUUGUUUAAGAUAUCUGUCAAGUACAUAUUAUAAUUGUUUUUUAAAGAUACAAAUACUUCUUUAAAUGUGCUCUUUGUUUUUGCAUUUCCACUUUAUUUUGUUGGUUUUCUGCUUUCUCUUCUGUCCUGUGGCCCUAAGUUGUGUUUUUAUCCCAUCUUGAGUUCGCAUAAAACUGCAUUUAUUGUGGCAAAUUUGAUUUGCUUAGCGCCUUUUUUAAUAUACUCGUUUGUCUGGUUUUGUCACAACUAAAGUGUGCCAUUUAAUAAUGUCCAUAUGAAGGAGACCCACAUUGUUUGAGACGAAUCAGCAUAAGUGAGUAGAAAACCCAGCCUAGUCUGUUGUUUCUCUGAUGUUGCUUUUGUUUGCCUCCAGUGUCAGAAGCAGCGGUGCAUGUCCAGCUGCUCUGUUUUCUGACUGUAAAAAAAUGCAUUUAUUUUAAAAAAUAAAGUAAUUUUUAUUUAAAAA
Messenger RNA from Gasterosteus aculeatus aculeatus (three-spined stickleback), 4434 nucleotides. The record is from RefSeq and is a predicted model, not a curated record. Lineage: Eukaryota; Metazoa; Chordata; Actinopteri; Perciformes; Gasterosteidae.